This is a messenger RNA of Penaeus vannamei (Pacific white shrimp), 6729 nucleotides long. The record is from RefSeq and is a predicted model, not a curated record. Lineage: Eukaryota; Metazoa; Arthropoda; Malacostraca; Decapoda; Penaeidae.
AUGCCUGUGGGUGUCAUGAACGUGUUCGUGUGUGAUCUGGGUGUGCGAGUGAUUGUACGGUGCACACCUGUGUACCAUUGGGGCGCGCCGGGCAUGCUGCCGGGGACGCCAAAUGCCGGAGGAAUGCUCAUGAUUACUUUUUGGUCGAUAUCCUAUAGCAACUAUGGCGCUGCCUGUGACCGCCGUUGUGACGCCCUUGGUCUUCCUCCCGCAGGCGAGUGCCGCGCCGGGGUGCAGGAGGGCCCCAGGUUCCUGGUCGAGCCGCCCGACUCCCUGGCCUUCCUCAACACCACGGGCGCCGCCCUCCACUGCUCCGCCCACGGCGACCCCAAGCCCACGUUCACUUUACUGACUUACAGGACGAGCUGCCGCAUCCCGCCCUACGUGAGGGAGUACGUGAAGGUGGUGGCGUGGGUGCAGGACGACGCCUAUGUGAUCCAGCCGGGCCUCGAGAGCGUGUGGCGGAAGCUAUGGGGCAAUCUCUGGCCGGUGCGGUGCCGUAUGAUCUCUCGUACGAGGUAUGAUCUGCAUGGUAUAACGUCUCCAGUCGAGGAAAUGGAACGGGGCUGGACUCGGGAACGUAAUCUGAUGUUCAAGAGAAUGCAGGAGAAAAAAGCUAAGCUCUCCAAAGCCAUCAGGAAGAUACGAGAGGACGUAAAGACGCUCUCCUACUAUUAUAAAAUGGCUAGUGAUGAUAGAGCAAUGAGUGUUGCAGCCUCAUCAGUAGCAGCAUUAUUUGACGACGAUUCCCAGGGCAGUCCGGUGACAGGAGAACGGCGAGAAAUGCUUCGGUUUUGGUCUUACGUCGAUUCUAGGUUGUUCUUAAAACUAUAUAGUGGAAACGAAGAAAAAGACCUCAAUGACUAUCGCAGAGGCAAGUACAUGAUCCUGCACGACGGCGCCCUCCACAUCUACCGCGCGGACCCGAGCGACGGCUACAGGAGCUACCGGUGCAGGGAACCACACGCUACGGGCGAGAUCAGGGACUCGUCGGCAGGGAGGGUCAUCAUCACAGAGCCCCACGGGAACGUCGCGCCCCGCCUCAGCGUGGACAAGCGCGCGACGGUGACGGUGCGGGCGGGCGAGUGGGCGGUCCUCCCCUGCGCCGCCCAGAGUCACCCCACGCCCACCUACAGAUGGGUGAGACUCGGCGACGGCAUGAUGUCCGGCGUGGUGGGCGGCUCCUCUCGCUACUCGCAGGUGGGCGGCCUCCUGGUGAUCACGGGCGUGGGCGUCGGGGACCAAGGGCGCUACAUGUGCUUCGUCAACAACAGCGUCGGACACGAGACGGUCGACGCCACGCUGAGGGUCACAGAGCCCAUCAGCGUGCACGUGUCCCGCGGCGCCUCGUGGUGGACAUGGGCAAGACGGCGGAGUUCCGGGUGCGUCGUGCAAGGCCACCCCAUCACCUCCGUCACGUGGCUCAGGAACGGGAAGAGUCUGCCGCCCGAUGGAAGGUUCGUGACGUCCCCGCGGGAGGUGCUGACGGUGCACAAGGUGGGGAAGGACGACCGGGCGAUGUACCAGUGCGUGGUCACCUCCCGACACCAUAACAUGCAGGCGGCGGCGCAGCUGGCUCUAGGAGACUCAUCGCCGGAGCUGCACUACCGCUUCCAGGAGCAGACGCUGCCGGGCCCGUCCGUCAGCCUCAAGUGCGUGGCCACAGGGAACCCGCCGCCGCAGUUCGUCUGGACGCUCGACGGCUUCCCGCUGCCCGAGAGCGAGAGAUCGACGUCUGUGAGUCUAAGGGAGUUGCAAAAUAAAGAAUUAUUGAAUCCAACUGAUAAAUUGACCUGCCACUUGUUCAGACGCUCAAGAUGCCAAAGCAAAGUCAAGCUUGUCACCGAAGCCAAAGCCAAUGGUACACUCAAGUUAGAAAGAGGGAAUUUGACGUGUAUUAACAUUUUUGCCUCCGAGACGAAAAAGAGGCAGCGAGUUGGACACAGUGCGCACGGCGGUACUGUACAUCUGCUGAAGUACAGUGCAAUGUUCGAAUACGAUGUUCAGUGUCAUGUUCACACGUUCUGUGCAGCCCUUAUAACACUCACAGGUGUCUGCGUUAACUGGAGGGAAUGUCGACAUCAUGGCCAAACCGUCAUGGCUUGGAAAAACGGCCGCGCCCUCCCGACGGACAUCCGGCAGCGGGUCUUCGAGAACGGGACGCUGGUGGUGAUGCAGACGAUGCGGCAGAGCGACGGCGGCCGCUACACCCUGCCCGAGCCACCAACCCGCACACACCGCCUCCAGGGACGUCACCGUCUCCGUCACAGAUACACAGUAACAGUGGCUGAGGUUGUAGCAACAGUAUUAGUAAUAAUGUUAGAAGUAGCGGAGGUGUUAGUGAUGCAGAUUACAGCAGCAGCACCAGCGGGCAUAGUGCCAGUCCCCCCGAAGAUCAUGCCGUUCUCCUUCGCCAACAACAUCCUGAGCGAGGGCAACCGGGCUUCUCUCACCUGCCAGAUCUUGGAGGGCGACCUGCCCGUCAACUUCAGGUGGGAGAAGGACGGCGGCCCCGUGCCCCUCUACGACGGCAUCACGACCCGCCUCCUGGACGACUACCAGACGCAGCUCGUCAUCGAGAAGAUCAGCUCGAGGCACAACGGCGACUACACCUGCCUCGCCUCCAACUCGGCCGCCACCAGGUCCUACACCGCCACGCUCACCGUCAACGUGCCGCCCCACUGGGUGACGGAGCCGCAGGACACGGGCGCCGCGCAGGGCACCACCGUCACCCUCAACUGCCAGGCCGACGGCUACCCGACGCCCUCCGUCACGUGGAAGAAGGCCACGGAGGAGGGCAGCGGCAGCAGCAGCGGCGCCUCGACCUCGGGCCAGGGCGACUACCACGAGCUGGUGUACGGCGCGCGCGUCGAGGUCUUCAACAACGGCUCGCUGGUGUUCCGCAACGUGCAGAAGUCGACGGAGGGGCAGUACCUGUGCCAGGCGCACAACGGCAUCGGCGCCGGACUCAGCAAGGUGGUCUACCUCACCGUCAACGCGCCGGCCCACUUCCCGGAGAAGAUGGGGCGUGAGGUGGUGCGCAUCGGGCAGACGGCGGUGCUGCGGUGUCCUGCGCGCGGCGACCGCCCCAUCGACAUCCUGUGGUCCGUCGACGGGCGCCGCCUGGACCCCCACGCCGACCCCAGGUGGGCACACAAGGACUCUAGGAUUGAGGUUCGCGAGGAGGUCAUAGACGGUGGCCUGACCUCGGAGCUGGCCCUGACCUCCGCCGCCAGGUCACACUCGGCCACCUACACCUGCCACGCCGCCAACGCCUUCGGCAGAGACACCAGGAACAUCGAGCUGGUGGUGCAAGAGGAGCCGGAGCAGCCCAAGAACCUCCGCGUGGUGGAGACGCACAGCCGCCGCGUCAAGCUCUCGUGGACGGCUCCCUACAACGGAAAUUCUCCCAUCCAGAACUACCUCAUCCAGUAUAAGUUAGCUUCCGAGCCUUGGCCAGGGAUGCCGGAGCAGCUGAGCGUGCCCGGCGAGCAGACGGAGGGCGUGAUCCACGAGCUGGUCCCGGCCACCGCCUACCACCUCAGGGUCACCGCCCAGAACUCGCUCGGCCUCGGCACGCCCUCGGAGGUCAUCCAGGCGGCCACCGACGAGGAAGAGCCGUCGGGGCCGCCCUUAGAAGUCCGCGUGACGCCCGAGUCGUCGACGUCCCUCCGCGUGACGUGGGAGCCGCCCGCGAGGGACCUGUGGAACGGCAACAUCCUGGGCUACUACGUGGGCUACAAGUCGCACGUCCACGCCACGGACUACAACAUCCAGACGGUCGAGGUCGGGUCCGCGUACGGGGGCAGCACCACGCUGUCGGGCCUCCAGCAGUACACGCGCUACGAGGUGGUGGUGCAGGCCUUCAACAACAGGGGCGUCGGACCCCUCUCGCCCCCCGUCAUCGCCACCACGGAGGAGGACGCGCCCAGCCUGCCCCCGGAGACGAUCCGGUGCGAGGCGACGUCGUCCCAGAGCAUCUCGGUGGCGUGGCGCCCGCCGCCCGUGCGCGGCCAGAACGGCCUCAUCAAGGGCUACCGCGUCCUGUACCGGCCGGCCACGGACUACCCAGAUCCUCCACACCAACUCGAUACUCCCUCGGCAGAUGAGGAGGCUCAGGCAGAGACCACGGCCGAAAGCACCAACAUCUUCAGCCUCGAGAAGUACACCAACUACAGCAUCAGCGUCCUCGCCUACACCAGCGCCGGCGACGGGGUGCCCUCCUCGCCCGUCUACUGCAGGACGCUGCAGGAUGGUCAUGCCCGACGCCCCCGCAUCAAGGCCGUCAUCAGCUCUGCCAAGACGGUGCUGGUGACCUGGUUGCCGCCGGCCAAGGUCAACGGCAUCCUGACCAAGUACACGCUCUACAUGGCCGUCAGCAGCCAGGGAAGCCGGAGAGAGCUCCCCUCCCGCACCCUUGGCCCGGCCGAGACCUCGUACGUGGCGGAGAGCGUCAGCACCAAGGACAAGUACGAGUUCUGGGUGUCAGCCUCGACGCAGAAGGGCGAGGGGAAGGCCACGGGCAAGAUCGAGGUCCAUCCGAGCAGCAAAGUCAGAGCCCAGAUCGCGUCCUUCGGCGGCCCCCUGGAGGUGGCGUGGAAGGAGGACGUGCGGCUGCAGUGCCACUCCGUCGGGGAGCCUCCGCCCGAGAUCGAGUGGAAGCUCAACGGCAACAAGAUCACGCCCACGGACAGAAUACAGGACCGCCCCAACGGGUCCCUCUUCAUCCGGGACGUUCAGAAAACGGACGCCGGGAACCUGAGCUGCACGGCCGUCAACGCGCACGGCACGGACACCAUCACGUACAUUCUAACUGUGCAGGUCCCGCCCGCGCCGCCCACGCUCUACGUCCAAGGGAGUUCCAGAGACGCCCUCACUCUGCGCUGGAGCCUCCGCCCGCACCACGCCCUCGUCAGGGGCUACAUCCUCAACUACAAGAGGGAAUACGGCAACUGGGAGGAGGUGGAGCUGCACACGGCCAGAACCACGCACACGCUGUCGGGGCUCGUCUGCGGGUCGCGCUACCAGCUCUACGUCACGGCCUACAACAAGGUGGGCACCGGCCUGCCCUCCGAGAUCCUGACCACGUCCACCAAGGGAUCGGAGCCGGUCGUGCCCAGCCGCUCGCGAAUGCUCGACGUGAACUCGACGUCCGUGCUGGUCCACCUGAGCACCUGGGGCGACGGGGGCUGCCCCAUCCUCUAUUACGUCAUCGAGUACAGGGCCGCGUCGUCCAGGGACUGGAUCUCGGUGGCCAACAACGUGGCUCCGAGCGAGAAGACGUACGUGAUCCGCGACCUGAUCCCCGCCACGCGCUACAUCGUGCAGGUCAAAGCGCACAACCACGCGGGCUCCAGCGAGGCCACCUAUGACGUCACGACGCUCACGCCGGAGGGAGUCCUCCUCCCGGGCGAGGACGGCGCGAAGGACCGGGCCAUCUCGCCGCCGCUCUACCAGGACCUCCGCGUCGUCAUCCCGGCCGCCGUGGUCGUCGUCAUCGUCAUCGAGGUCAUCAUGGCCAUCGUCUGCGUCUUCAGGAGGAGGAAAAUGCGCGAGCGGGGCAGCUCUGGCGGCAUCGCCGAGUCGCCCUCGACGGCCCAGAUUCAGAACCAGCAGAACCAGCACCAGCAGUACUCCGCGCUGCCGGCCAACACGCCCUCCACGCAGGACACCAGCACCAACAAGGAUUCCUCCGGUGCUGCCGCGGCGCUCGCCUCUCGCAUGGCUGUUGAGGGCUGGGUCCCUCCAUAGUUUUUUUUCCCGUUGUUUGGUUUUGAAAGAUGUAUUGAUUUCUGUUCUUGAGUGACGGGGUUUUGUUUCCUGUGUUUCUUAAGUAUUAGGUUUUUUGGAGUACUGUAUUUACAUGUAUCAUUAUUAUUAUUUCAUGUAUUUUUGUUCAUGGAUGUUCAUUUGCAAUGAUUCUUGGAUGUUGCACGACAGUAGAUAGUGUGCUUCGAUAGAAUUUUCUUGUAAUUUAUUUCUGUGUUUUUAUUUAUUUUAUUUUAUUUUUGAUGUAUCAGAACACCAGCAUCCGUGUUGUCUUUUAUUGAAAUAUUUACAUCCUUCUGCAUUUCAGUUGGUUUGUUAUUUCAUUUUAUUGGUAUGCAUUUGUACUUAUGCAUUUCUAUUUCAAUUUCAUGUUUUAUAUUAAUAUUGACUAUUUGCCUUAUUUUUUGUCAUUGCCGUUGAUUUAGUUUUAAAAAAUCCAUAUGUUAAAGCCAAUUACUGUUGUUUGCUACGUAUUAUUUCCUUUUUUUGCACACACAUGACAUAGUGUAGACCCUGUGUCUAGCAUGAUCUUGUCUCGAUUCGUAAUCGUGUCCAGGAAUAGACGAGGCACAGCGAAAGCGCGUAAAUGUUUCCUUUUGUAAAUGAACCUGUUGUGUAUUUUUCAUAUCCUUUGUAGAAAAUCUAUAACAUUUUAUAUGUUUACAUCUAAAUUAUAUAUCUGCAUCUUAAAUUUGAUGAAUAUUGAACUGAAACACAUCUUUUAUAUGCACUCUGUUUGUCUUCCAUAAUCUCCUUUGUUCAUAUGUGUCCUCUAUAGAGUAUGUUUGGAAGAUUACAAAUGGAUUUUCGGGAAUAUUUGUAGCAAUUUCACAACUAACUUUUAUCGAUGAUCAAUAAUUUCACGUAAAUAUCUUUCAGUGUUUGUUUGCCAUGGUAUAACGUAUCAUUGUUGAGCUAAACGUUUAAUACUAGUGUUUAUUACUAAUGUUUGCGUCUUUA